GAAUUUUCUAGAGCAACAUCAUGCCGAUGUACAGAUUUGAAGGUGAUGUGAACAUACAUUGUAUUUACUCGCCUGGGACAUGGCUUUCCAAUCGAGACGAAGUGUAUUUGACCGUUGAAAUCUUUGGAAUCACUAAACGAACACGUUUACAUAAGGCUGCCUUCCCGAUUCUCAUCCAUGAAAAGUUUUCAUUUGAUAAGACUUUUUAUACGGCUCUUUCUGCCAGCAAUGUGGUGGAUAGGUUAGAAGAUCACACGGUUACAAUCGAAAUAAGACAAAUCACUGAUAUUUUCCUUGGAGGAACACUUCUGGCCCAUUACACAACGAACGCCAGGGAAUUUUUCACUCCAUGUUCAAAAAUGUGUCAGAGAACACUCCCCAAGAGAGAUUUGUUGAUGAUGAAGACUGUUGAUUUCCUGGGUGUCUCGCCAAGAUUGGAAUAUUCUGUUAGUUCUGUUAUCAAAUGUCAUUCAGCUUCUUGCUAUUGCACUUGCUACUAUACUUCUCCACAGUGCUGCUGUUACGAUCCGUGUCUUUACAGGCCAUUAACACCAACGCCAAGCUAUCAUCGAGCCACAGUGAAUAGUGCUUUAAGAUGUCGUUAUCCUGAAAUUAAUGAUUCAAAAUACUAUGUAGAAUCUGAUACAGCUAAUCAUAUUGCGAAAUCGAAAAGUGCUUCAAGAACUUCCAGAAGUCCAAGAAGAAAGACUAAUGCAGGUGGGCAAUAUUCGUAUAGAUCUCAAUAUCGACCUAGAUCAUUAUCUGCACGAGCAUAUCAAAGUUGCUGUGAAACUUCGCCUAUUAAUUCAUAUUCUACAUGGGAUCUUCGUGAACGAACUAUUCGUGAUGCACAAGAUCGUAGCGAUCGUUAUUGGCAUUUGUAUAGAUUUUGGCAAAAUGAAUAUGAUCGAUUACGUUUACAAAGAUGUUGA
Molecule: messenger RNA, 932 nt
Organism: Schistosoma turkestanicum
Lineage: Eukaryota; Metazoa; Platyhelminthes; Trematoda; Strigeidida; Schistosomatidae
Source: the annotation of a GenBank genome assembly